Messenger RNA from Medioppia subpectinata, 753 nucleotides. The record is from the annotation of a GenBank genome assembly. Lineage: Eukaryota; Metazoa; Arthropoda; Arachnida; Sarcoptiformes; Oppiidae.
AUGGUGUCCAGACAUGUGAACACUUGUUGCCGACAGAACUCGAGGUCUAAACAGAUGUUUACGCAAACGAUGGCCAAAAAGUUUUGUCUCAACAAAACUCGUGAGUCGAUUGUGUUUAACCAGAAAUGUCUGAUCCAUUUGUCACCGAAACGGCACAACCCGUUGGUGGCCAUUGUCUUACGACAGGCGGCGAAGUUUGUGGCCGUUCUCACCGGGAGGGUUGUGAGGAAGUGGUGGCGAGAAUUGCCACCAAAUAAGAGACAAUUAGUGAUCCAAUGGUUCGCUCGACACAAAUGGAAAUUCGGUUUACUCUUGUUGUCAUCGGUUCUGGCGUUCGUCGCCUACUAUACCAGUCAUUUGGUGGACACUCCCAUCACUGGCCGCAAGCGGUUCAUCGCUUUCACACCGAAACAACUCAAAGAAAUCAAUGAUUACGAGUUUGAGGUCCAGUUGGAGACCUAUAAACACAAGUUAUUGCCGUCGAGUCACGAGAUGUCCAAACGGGUGGCCCGAGUGGCCACUCAACUGCUCAACGCUAACAACGAUUUGCCACAAAUUCACGACAACGAGUGGUCCAUCUCUGUUGUGGACGAUCUCAACAUUAAGAACGCGUUUGUGAUGCCUUCGGGACAGAUAUUUGUGUUCUCAGGAAUGCUCGCCAUUUGCGACAACGACCAGCAGUUGGGGGUUGUGUUGGCCCACGAAAUGGCUCACUGUGUCCAAUGUUUACAUCAUUUACUCUACAAUAACUGA